This is a messenger RNA of Cucumis sativus (cucumber), 2492 nucleotides long. Its product is annotated as protein NDL1. The coding region runs from base 1192 to 2184 and encodes 330 amino acids. Lineage: Eukaryota; Viridiplantae; Streptophyta; Magnoliopsida; Cucurbitales; Cucurbitaceae. The record is from RefSeq and is a predicted model, not a curated record. The transcript has 11 exons.
GUGUUGUGGGGUUGGGGAUUCUCAUUAUUGGUGAAAUGUCUUAUGGCAUUCUAUAGGUUUGUUUGGAUGUGAAGAAGAAGAAAAAAGUAGGAAAUUAUUUCGGGGAUUAUAACUUUUUCUACUCUUGUGUUUCUUUUCCCCAUUCCGAUCUGGUUCAUUUCUGUGGCUUGAUUGACUAAGAAUUUUCCAUUUUUUGGAAGUUAUUAAUAAUUAAGUUCAAACCUUUUUCCCAAAAGUUCAUUAAUUAGCUACUUAAUGGGUUUGGUUUUGAGGUUACUUUCUUGAUUCAGGGAUUGGUGUUUUAUCCCUGCUUUGUUUUUAAAUGCAAGAUGUGAUAACGAUGGGCUUUGUGCAUUUCCUAUUUCUGGCUUUUGGGGUUCUUUUUUAUUUUCUGAUCCUAAUUGUUAUGUUCUCUUUUUUGGGUUUUAUUAUGUUCAAUUUCGUAUUCAAUUUUUCUUUACCUCUUUUGAUCAAAGGGUUUUCACCUGGUCGAGCUUUUAAUGAUGGUUACAACGGAUUGGAGACAUCUUAUUUAUCUUUAGUUUGUGCUUUUUAAUGAUCUUUAAUUGUUCUGUUUGGGGUAUAUAUUGAUUGUUCGUUUGAACUUUCCAGUUAUCAAUGGCUUAUGUACACGUUGUUGUUUGUUAGAUAUAUUUUCCAUUUUUUUCCUUCUUAUUCUUGCUCUGGUGGUAUUUUAUUUUUAAGUUUCUUUUGUAGAUUAAGAUUGUUUCUACUUUUUGACCUUUUUCUUAUUCUAUGGUUUUUUAUUUUAUUCGUUGUUAUAUUCAUCCCUUGUAAUUGUGGUACUGCUCGUUGAUAAAAGCAAAUUGCAGUCUACUGAAUAAACCAUACCUUUGCCUACUUUUCUGCUUCUUUUCUUCUUUUUGUAAUGGAACUUUAUUUGUAUUGACAGGGGUAGUUGCUUGUUUAUCUUGGCUGUUGUCAUAAUUUUUUUAAGCUGUUGAUAAUUUAAAUGCUGAGCAAUAAAUUUGUUAUGCGCACUACUUUUAUAAAGUUUAUACUAAGUUGAAUGGACAAGUUAGCUUGGGCAUCUUGAAAGGAAAUGCACUUGGACUGUUCUUUACAGAUAUACUUGGCUGGAAAUGUUGGCUAGUUGAACAUUAUUCUUUCCUCAAAGGCUUCCUUUUUACUCAUCCAUAGCUCAUAUGGAAAUAAUAUGUGAUUAGAACAAUGGACAACUACGAGAAUGAGCAUCAUGUACGAACUGGCCAGGGUUCUGUGUCUGUAAUAGUCUGUGGAGACCAAGAUAAGCCGCCACUUAUUACUUAUCCCGAUUUGGCUCUAAAUCAUAUGUCAUGUUUUCAAGGAUUAUUCUUUUUCCCAGAAGCAGCUUCGUUGCUACUUCAUAACUUUUGCAUCUACCAUAUCAGCCCUCCUGGACAUGAGUUAGGAGCUGCUGAGAUUUGUGAGGAUGAUCCUUCACCCUCUGCCGAUGAUUUAGCAGAUCAAAUCCUUGAGGUUCUCAACUAUUUUGGACUCGGUGCGGUGAUGUGCAUGGGGGUAACAGCUGGCGCUUACAUUCUUAGUCUUUUUGCUUUGAAGUAUAGAGAGCGAGUUCUUGGUUUAAUUCUUAUAUCCCCCUUAUGCAAGUCGCCCUCUUGGUCCGAAUGGUUCUAUAAUAAGGUAAUGUCAAACUUGUUGUACUUCUAUGGCAUGUGCGGUUUGUUGAAAGAGUGCUUGCUUCAGCGGUACUUCAGUAAGGAGGUCCGUGGUAGUGCAGAAGUUGCAGAGUCUGAUAUAGUUCAAGCAUGUAGAAAACUACUUGAUGAGAGACAGAGCAACAAUGUUUUGAGGUUCCUCCAAGCCAUUAAUAGAAGACCAGACAUUACUGAAGGGUUAAAAAGGCUCCGGUGUCGUACUCUCAUUUUCGUCGGGGAUAGCUCACCUUUCCAUUCUGAAGCACUCCAUAUGAUAUCAAAAUUGGAUAGAAGAUAUAGUGCCUUGGUUGAGGUCCAAGCUUGUGGAUCGAUGGUAACCGAAGAGCAGCCACACGCAAUGUUGAUACCGAUGGAGUACUUCUUCAUGGGGUAUGGAUUAUAUAGGCCAUGCCAGUUCAGUGAUAGUCCACGGAGUCCAUUAAGUCCAUCUUGUAUCUCCCCAGAGCUUCUUUCUCCAGAAAGCAUGGGAUUAAAGCUAAAACCAAUAAAAACGCGCAUUUCUUAAACGUCACAAGGACAUGUAGAAUUGGAAAAGAAGAGAGGAGGCUAUGGUUUGCUUGUGAUUCAAAACUCUGUCUGUCUGUAAGUUUUUCUUUUCCAGAUUUUUGAUUUGUUGAAAGGAGCGUUUGUGUAGAUAGGGGGAGAGAAAAAAAAAAAGGGUAUUCACAAUGAUGGGUAAAUAACUAAUAGGGAGAUACACAUUCAUUCUUUUGUAGUCAUCAGACAUAAAAGAGAUCAUAUUCUUGAACUCUGUGGAUUCGUAUAUUCUUCACUCUGACCAAAUAUAUUAAAAUAUUUAUCAAUGAUCUUGAA